CGUCUACUUCAGAAUGGCCUCACCACCAGUUAUGGCGGUCCCCGCCAAGCCGCCCUCCUUAGCGGGCUUCGACGGCCCAUUCAGCUCGGCCGGGGUUCAGGGCCUUGCAGCGCCCGAACUGGGAAACCCCUAUUGCAGAUACAAUGCGACUCAAGCUGCCUGGGAUACUCCCGACGUGCCGAUGUGCCAGGCAAAUAUGCGCGACCUCAACUUCCAGCGCAACGUCUACAGCUACUUCGACAACUCCAAGCAUCGCACCAGCAGGGCCCACCACUUCUCCGACUGGCAAGCCGUCGGUGGAUCCCAACUAUGGCAACUCCUCAUCAACGACGUCAAUGGCUGGCAUUAUCGGAGGUGUUGUCGGGGCUCUUGCAGCCCUAGCAGUCGCUGCAGUAUUCGUGAUAUGGCACCGCCGCAGGAACCACAGCCGUUUGAAAGGCCCGAUCCCCUAUGUUAGGCCAGGCUCGCAUCACUCCGUCGGCCGGCCCCCUUCCCCGAGUCGAAUCCCUUCUCCAUCCGAAGUUGUUUCCAUCGCACCGGCUUCUUCUCGGUUGAGCGACCAUUAUGCGCCUCUUCCCCACGUUUCCGCCGCCAACAAAAUCGCGGCGCACGGGAUAUUCGGCGAGCAGGCGCCGUCUGCGACGACCGAAGAGCUUCCUCCUCCGUACGUUAUCGGCAUCUCGGAUAGCGCUGCCGGUUCUUCGGCCCAGACGAGUACUUCGUUGCCGAACGCGUUCAGAGCUAUAAAAGAGUGCAAACCGCAACUGAUGGACGAGCUGGUGUUGAUGGUCGGGGACAUGGUAAGGAGGAGUUCACAGAUGGCUGGGCAAAAGCCACCAAUUUACGUACGGGCGAUGAAGGGAUGGUACCGGUUUCUGCUUUGGCUCGGACUGCUCGACGGACACCCUCUGCGAAGAGCUCGUCUUUCGCUUGAGCCGGGUUCUCCAACAGCUUUUGCCUCAUCUUUCUUUCAGGAAGGGAACAGCGCUACUGACAUCUAGCUAUGUAGACUGGCGUUAAUGUGGUUUCCUUCAUCGUUAUCGGUCAAGUGGGAGACGUUUUACGUAUGUAGCUAGUUUAGGAGGA
Fimicolochytrium jonesii is the source of this 1086-nucleotide messenger RNA. RefSeq lists its product as uncharacterized. Lineage: Eukaryota; Fungi; Chytridiomycota; Chytridiomycetes; Spizellomycetales; Powellomycetaceae. Bases 144 to 1001 code for a protein of 285 amino acids. The transcript has 3 exons. The record is from RefSeq and is a predicted model, not a curated record.